Suncus etruscus (white-toothed pygmy shrew) is the source of this 2411-nucleotide messenger RNA. RefSeq names its product nephrocystin 1 (gene NPHP1). Gene Ontology annotation, cellular component: cytoplasm; cilium. Gene Ontology annotation, molecular function: protein binding. The record is from RefSeq and is a predicted model, not a curated record. NCBI's taxonomy places the organism in Eukaryota, Metazoa, Chordata, Mammalia, Eulipotyphla, Soricidae. Gene Ontology annotation, biological process: protein localization involved in establishment of planar polarity.
UCCGGCAACCGGUUGCCACUCCACGCCAAGAGGGCGAUGCUGGCGAGGCGGCCCCGAGACCCGCUCCGAGCCGUGCAACGCCGCACCCAGGAACUGAAGCAACAGGUUGAGAGUUUGCUUUCUGAGAGCCAAUUGAAAAAUGGUCUAGAAACCAGUCAAAAUCGAGAUAUUUACCAAAGAUGUAUCCAGCUAAAGCAAGCAAUAGAUGAAAAUAAAAGUACUCUUCAAAAAUUAAGCAAAGCUGAUGAACCUGCACCUGUUGGAAACUAUAAUCAGAAAAAAGAGGAGGAACAUAGUGUUUUGGAUAAGCUCACGCAUCAGCUGCAGGAACUUGCUGUGUCCUUAAGUAGUAGAGAAAACAGAACUGAAGUUGGACUUACCAAAAGAGAGGAAGAUUCUCUUUCUUCUGAAGAAGAUGAUGAUGAAGAAGAAGAAAAAGAAGAAAGUGAGGCUGAAGAAGAAGAAAGUGAGGCUGAAGAAGAAGAAAGUGAGGAUGAAGAAGAAAGUGAGGAUGAAGAAGAAGAAAGCGAGGAUGAAGAAGGAAUAGAAGAAGAGAAAGAGGAAAGUGAAUCUCACAAGCAGCCAACAAAAACGAAAUACAUUGCUAUUGGAGAUUUUAUUGCUCAACAAGCUGAGGAUCUUACAUUUAAGAAAGGGGAAAUUCUCCAUGUAACUGAAAAAAACCCUGAUGGUUGGUGGAUAGCCAAGAAUGCCAAAGGAAACACAGGUCUUGUUCCCAGAACCUACUUGGAGCACUAUAAUAAAGAAGAGUUGCAAGAAUCAAGUAAAGAAGGCAGUGAAGAAGAUGUUGAGGUGGGGAAUAAAAAAGCAGAGGGAGCAGAAAUGAAACAAAGAACUGAUUCCCACUGGACUACUAUUCAAAAAGCUCUCUCUGAGCAGAUACACACCGUAUUCACAUUAACCAUGAUGGGUGCUGUUCCUUCAGGGUUCAGGCCUUCUACACUCUUCCAACUUCUGGAGGGAAGGUAAGAAAGUGGGCAUCAAUUUCAAGCUAGAUACUUCCUCCAACCAGAGCUUACUACUUCACAGCUGGCCUUCAGAGAUCUUUUGUGGGAUUGCAAAAAACAGGCACUGUAACCAAGAUCAAGUCGCGUCUCACUGGUCCUAACUCUCUGGAGCUGUAAUAUUCCCUUUCCGGAACGAGCAUAGCAAGUUCUCAGUAGACACGUGCGUCUCUGUCUGUUUGAUGGCAAUAAGGUUUUGAGCAACAUUCAUACAGUCAGAGCCACAUGGCAGUCUAAAAAGCCCAAGACUUGGACUUUUUCUCCCCAGGUUACUGGUAUCUUGCCCUGCUUGCUUGAUGGUGAUUGUUUUGUCAGGUCCAAUUCUUCAUCUCCAGAUCUUGGAAUAUUAUUUGAACUUGGAAUUUCUUAUAUUCGCAACUCAACUGGUGAAAGAGGAGAAUUGAGUUGUGGCUGGGUAUUUAUUAAACUUUUUGAUGACAGUGGAAUUCCUAUCCCAGCAAAAACCUAUGAACUCUUCUUGAAUGGUGGCACCCCUUAUGAAAAAGGUAUAGAAGUGGACCCGUCAGUAUCUAGAAGAGCAUAUGGAAAUGUUUUCCACCAGAUGAUGACAAUGAGAAGACAGCCUCAACUUCUUUUCAAAUUGAGGUCUCUGAACAAAAGAUCAAGAAACUUACUAAGUCUGCUGCCAGAAACAUUAAUCGGAAAUAUGUGUUCCAUUCAUUUGUUGAUAUUUUAUCGCCAAAUUCUUGGAGAUGUACUCCUAAAGGAAAGGAUGAACAUGCAGAAUGCUGAUUUAAUUAGUAAUCCUGUGCUGGCCACUUUCCCCAAACUCCUGGAGCAGCCUGACAUCAUGGACGCACUCAGGAGUUCAUGGGCUGAGAAGGAAAUCACAUUGAAACGUUCAGAAAAGAGAGACAAAGAAUUCCUGAAGACUGUGUUUGUCCUGGUUUACCAUGACUGUGUGCUUCCUCUUCUCCAUUCUACAUUCUUGCCACCAUUUCAGUGGGCUGAUGAACAAACCGAGGCAGCACGAUGGAAGGUGAUCAGUGACUUUCUUAAGCAAAACCAAGAAAACCAGGGUGCCCUCCAAGCUUUGCUCUCACCAAAUGGGACCCACAAGCCCUUUGACAUGUCGGAGCAGACCUAUGACUUCUUGGGUGAAAUAAGAAAGAACACAGACUGACAGCAUUGAUCUUGCCCCAUGAUGGCCUAAAUGGAAUGGCAGAAACAUGGUGACCAUCACAUGAUGUCUAGGCUUAACUCCUCUUUAUGUGGGCCAUAAUGUCUAGAAAAGGAUGAUUGUCCCAUAUUUGAAAGUCUUAAAACCAUAAAAUAAAGUUUCUAAGGAAUACUGUUAUACCUAGACUUAGAGAAUUUUUAUUUUCUCCAAAAAACAACUAGCAAAUUUGUCAUCCAAGAGAGUAA